Paramecium octaurelia is the source of this 1520-nucleotide messenger RNA. The record is from the annotation of a GenBank genome assembly. Lineage: Eukaryota; Ciliophora; Oligohymenophorea; Peniculida; Parameciidae.
AUGAAUUAAAGUUUACUUCAUCUUAUCGAAAUAGCAAAAAAACAUCAAAAUAAGUUUGAUGAAUACUAUUUAGAAGAUAUGAUUAGAUCUUGUAGAUAGAAUGAAUAAAAUGAUCGUUACUUAAUUUUGUUUUUGAUUAAGAUUUGGUAAAAUAAUAAAGAAUUUUUGGGACAUAGAUUUAAGCAAUGGGUAUAGCAACAUAAAGAAUGUAAUUCAAAAGCGCCUCUUGAUUUAUUAAGAAAUGGUUAAGUUCAUGAAUGUAUCUAGAAGUUUGAAUAAAAUUUAUCCCGCAAUGCUUUCGAAGCGAUUAAAAAGCACAACUUUUUUCCAAAAAUUGAUUCAAUAUAAUAAGAAGAAAGUCUUAGAAGAGUAAAAGAAAACUUAAAGCAAUAUGAUGAUUCUAUAUUAAAUAAAAUCAAUAAAAUUUUAUUAGGUGAUAUAGAAUCGAUUUUAGAAGUAUCUAAAUCUGAUUGGAUCUCAUUUGUUAUGCUAUAUGUUUAGUUUUAUGAUUAUAGAAUUAAGCCUUAAGACAUGACAAAGAUGUUAAGAUAAUUAAAAUUCUCUAUUGAAGAAGAGAAUAAUCAUCUUGUGCAAUUAUUCGGAGAAAUUGUAUUAGCAUCAUAAAAUGUACACCUUAUUAAUUGUUUACUCAAAUAUGAUUUGCAUCUAACUUACUUUCUAUAUUUAUAUUUUGAAAAUAAAGAAAAGGAUUACCUUCGAUCAGAAUAUGAAAUAUAGGUACAAUAUUAAUAUUAUUAGAAUUUAGAAAAGUAAAUUUUAGUUGAUCAAGACCAUUCUUGAAGAUAUUCCAAAUGAUAUAACAUUUGAAAAUGAAAUCUUAUAUUUUUUUGAGGAAAUUACAAAUGUAAUGAAAGAUACUGAAUCUGAGUAGGAAUUUUAAGAUAUUUACAAAUCUAAAUUUUAAGGAAUAAUACUUUCUACAAACAAUUUUAGGAAAAGUAUGGAAUCUUCUAAUUUUAGUUAUGACCUUUGUUCAAAAUAUUGAAAAAUUCUCAUUAGGCACCUCUCCAGAUCUAUUACCUGAAGUCUUAUUAUAAAAACUUUUUAAUGAAAAUUCAUAACCACUGGAAGAAAAAUAAAAUGCCUUAUAUUUAAUAUUUGAAAAGUUCAAUUACUAAGACACAUUUCUACCAAUAAUUAAAUAAGUUAUAAACAAUCAUAUCAAUAAUCCAUACUUUGAUGAUAUAUUCAAAGAUUUCUUAAAUAAUUUUUCAUUUUAACACUACUAAGAAUGUUUAGUAUAAGAAUUAAUUAAGCUAUAAUUUAAAUUUGGAUUAAAAUUGUAUGAUCUACAAUUAACAAAUAACUUUGAAAAUCCUGAAUUUCUUAUAAUGAAUAUAUCUUAAGAAUUUAUAAGAAAUGUUGUGAAAUCUGACGACGCUUUUAAAUUGAAGAUGAAAAUAAUUUUAAGCAUUUUAUUAGACUAAUGUUUAAAUACAUAGGAUGAAAUGUUAAAUAAAAGAAUAAAUAUUAUUAGACUCUUAAUAAGAAGAUUGUGA